GUUAUCAUCAAGGUGUCGGCUACAGACACAAACAACCCAGCUCACAUCAAUAAAGCACUCUAGCUCAACGUCAAGGUACCCUAGCUAUUGUAUCUUAAGACAGGUCUACUCAGACCGUUGGACGUGACGUUGUCCGAGUCAUGUCCGUGCCUAGCUUCGAGGAGCUCUUUGGGUCCUGUACUCUGGAAGUAAUAGCCCCAGACACCUCCAUAGCAUUUCCUGAACCAGGAGCUGCAGAUGACUGGUUACUCGCGCUCAAUUCAUCUGGCAUUGAAAGAAGGCAAGCGUUCUUCGGUAAGGUAGAUGAUUUCACCGAACAUGCCAGUCUCGCGGCUCAUCAAAUGAUUGAUUCAGAUGAGCAACUACAUCUUCUCUUGAUUGCCCAGAUACCCUGUUUAUCUGAGGAUGUCGACCCCAAGGAUCCACCUCCAUCCCUGCUCGAUUUUCUUGCUCAUGUGCAGGUUUCGCUUGAAGCCACUUAUAUCUCGCAAACCCCUACAACUCUCCCUGAAACUCCCCAGACCGCUCGAGUUCUCGCUCCACCGCGGACUUCAUCCAUAGCAGGUAAACCUCGACCCACCUCCCACCAUCCUUCCUUAUUCCCUCCCCACACACCAAACCCCACACCAUCAUCAACGGAUAGGGAUCGCAAGUACGCGCAAUCGGAAGGAACUCUUCUUCUUGCCAGCAUAUGGGGUCACAAGCCGGCAAAUUUGUCGAAAGAGAAGUUCUCCCUUUUGUAUUCCGAGGCAAAGAAUGCUUGGUUGGCGGUGUAUGAGCUCUCUUUGACCAUGUACCAAUAUCAUAGAUCAUUCACCCGACUUCUAGGAUCAAAUGUCGCACCCGAUUCGGAACCACUUUGGCUCCCAUCUACUCGCUUGGGGAAUGUCACGCGUCGAGAGCUGUUCUCCCUCCAACCUAUGCAACCUUUAUCUGCCCAAUCGCCUACCUUGAGCGCUAAGCGUCCACUCAAUGCCACUCUGCGGAAAUCCUUUCGCAAAAUUCUCCAGACCGUUUCUGGCUUUCGGGUGCGGAUGCGAACCGUUUUUGUUCCCCACAUUCUCCUUCCUGAGGGGAAUCCAGGGGAUGGCUCUAAUGACGAUGAUAGUGAUGCGCAGGAACGAGAGGCAGGGAACAACGAACGUACCGUCGUCCUUUGUGUUGAGGUUGAGAACUCGGGAGAAUCAGGCCCAGGUGUUGGUUUCUCAGUGGAGAAGGUAGUUGUGAAAAUCGGUGGCGAAGGUGCAUCCGCCAAACUGAUAGGUUGGGGAGAGAGUGCGUUCGAGGCUGAGGUGGAAACGCAGACCUUCCCGCUGCUGAUCGGGUCCAUGGAACAGUACAAUUUGUUGUACGCAGUCUCAUUCCUCAAGCCUUCUGCAGACACAGAUUUCUCGCUGGUUGGUCGGCGGCCUGGUGCUGCCUUUGCAAACUCAGAUCUGCAGCGGGCGGUAGCAAUCAAUAUCUAUGGAAAACCUUAUGUGCCGAAGGCAGGUGAUGAGGAUGAAUCUGAGGACGCUGAUGGUCCUACCCUGGCCUACCCAACACAUACCUUUUCCUCUCGGUGGAAUUGCAUCCUGGACCUUUCCUCAAAACCAUCAGAACCACCUGACUUCUCAGACCCUUCUGGUGGUGCUCGUAGUGUGUUACCAGAGCCCGCAUCUCCCUUUCCAGGGCAAGCGGCCCUGGUAUCUGCGAUCCCGACCUCGAGAGCCCAAUCUGUUACUGGGAACAAACGACAUACCCUUCCCAAUAAUAUCGCAGCUUUACGUGCGAUCAACCUGAAUGCUAACUUCCGUCCGAUGCCAUACCGCGAUUUAUCUACUGCCUCACCUAUCCCCUCUAACAAACAAUACACUCCCCCCUCUGUUGCUGUGCAAGGUUUAUUAAAGUCUCCUGCCACUACAUUCGGCAUUCCAUCAUCAGUCACGCCACUGUUAGGCGGCGGCGUACCCAAUGGAGGCCCAUCAGAGUCUCAAACAUUUGUAACGCCACCAACUCCUGCCUAUCCUGCAUUCCCUCCGGCUACUGCUCCAACUACUCACUUCCAAGCACCUCUUAGUAGCUACCAUGGAGCCUCGGGCCCAAGUGUUGAAAUCCGCAGGGAGCGCGGUCCUGGAAUGACUGCAGCUGUACCCCAAACACCUGGCCCAACCAUCAUCGGCGCAUUCGACCUCGCUCAAGAUACCCCAGUCAACGGCGGAGAGCCCAUCAUCGUCUCUGUUGGCUUGCUUCCACCUCCUUCAGGUUCCGCCGCAUCCAGGAAAUUAUAUCCAUGCGAUCAGUUCACCUUAGAUAUCUUCGUGUUCAAUCAGAGCUCGUGGACUAGACGUUUCGAAAUCAGCUGCCCGGAUCCCGAUCGUAGACGUAGACGGAAGAUCGAGCAGGAGAAAGCUGCGAGGGGUGGCAAGACGACUAUGGAGGAGCUGAAGAGUGUGAUGACGCCUCCUGGGGUACUCCCAUUACAAAACCGGGUGCGGGUCGGGCCGCUGCGUCCAUCUACCUGCCAGUCAGUUGAGGUGCUCAGUCUCACGGAUAUCGAAACUGGUUUCUCCAUGGAUCUGCGAUCUGUCCUAGAUAUUGUUGUUCACGAGUGUCCUCAGAUGUAGCCCUUUCCAUCUUACGCCGAGCGAU
Messenger RNA from Suillus paluster, 2631 nucleotides. RefSeq lists its product as uncharacterized. Gene Ontology annotation, cellular component: trans-Golgi network; TRAPPII protein complex. The coding region runs from base 141 to 2606 and encodes 821 amino acids. The transcript has 6 exons. Lineage: Eukaryota; Fungi; Basidiomycota; Agaricomycetes; Boletales; Suillaceae. The record is from RefSeq and is a predicted model, not a curated record. Gene Ontology annotation, biological process: intra-Golgi vesicle-mediated transport.